AUGGGAUCCUCGACAGCUAUGCGCAAUGCUGCAUCACCCACAAUGCCGUGUACACCCAAGGAGAAAAAGGAAUUUGACAUAUAUGAUGUUCAGCUGUCCGACGAGGACCGUCAAAGCCGCUCUCAGCCAUGGCUUAAACGAAGGAAACUGAACACGCCCAAGGCUGUCUGGCGGUCAGAGGAACUCGAUCAGGCUGCACCAAAGAACACCCCGCCCAGGAAAGCGAUCACCUAUGGCACUGCCAGUACCCGUGGAAGCAAAGAUGCGGCGUCUCAUCCUAUAAAAGAGAAGAAACUUCCUGAGGUGGAAGUAGUCAUCCGCUCCCCGGCCAAGCCUAGACAGGAUGUUAAGACACGUACCUCGAAACAGAAACUGGAGCGACCUCCCUCUAGAUCGGCAAUGCAAGGUGGUGCUAGCAGUACCUCAACGAAUGCGCAGUUUGUAGCUGCAAGUUCGCGAGAUCUUCCAGUACGGGAACGACGACUAACCACGCCACCGAAAAAGGUGCCGCGAUUGACAAAGUCUUUCUCUACGGGUACCGACCGACUGAGGAAUACCUAUGGCCGUUUUGGUAUUGGAGUUGGCGGGGGGCGUGAUAGCCCUGCAAAGACGAUCACACCUACUGCGGAACGAAAACGGAUAGUUGAUGCAUUAGGCGGUAGACAGACGGCAGAUUCUUCGAGUGAUUUGUCGGGUGACGAGGGAUCUGUUAGGGACCAGAUGUCUCGGGCGAAUUCUCAUAGCCCAGUACGGUCCGCUGACCAGCGAUUUACAGUUGAUACCGUGCCAUCAGACGAUACAGGAGCUACCCGUUCUAAAGGUCAAAAACAGAACAGCAUCCAUCAAGCAGUCGCAAGCGGGCUAAAGGCGACCUAUUCUCGACAACGAUCUUUUCUGAACGAAAUGGACACCAUAGAGGAAAUAGGUGGUAACCUGUUUGAUUCCGGGUUUCCUCCGCCCGAUUCGAUGGCAAGCAAAAUAAGUGGCUCUUCAAGCCAGCCACCAUUGGGCCUGGCGCGCCAAACAUCCGCACUUUCGGCCUGCUUGGAAGAAGAAAGUAUAAGCGGCCCUAGUACUAUACGGAGUAUUCAUGAACUCCGUCGUUCCGGAGAUAAUGCAAGAUAUCAUGCCAUGAUCGACACCAUAUUCGAAGAUAUUGAAGACAAAACAGCUUCUAUAUCCAGACAGCGUAGCGGUAUGGUUCAGUUAUGCACGAAGCUCUUUGACGCUCAGUUUUCGCAACGCUUCCUAAGCAAUGCCUUAGAGAAGCGAUUUGCUAAGAUAAAGCGCAGAGAAUUUGAUCUCGUUUGCGGUUAUCUUACUACUUGCGUCUAUGCUUUAUUGUUAAGCUCUGGCUCGAUAUCACCGAUGACGUUACAAGAUUGUUGGGCACAGAUCCUUGCAGUGGCUCCAUCCUUACUCAAAGAUAAAAGCAUGAUUGAACUCGCCAAGCGGAAGGACUUGAAGAUGACGAAGGCUGGCAAGGCGGAUAUCCAGGAUAUUUGCGGCAAGUUAGCAUCAAGCAAGAUCUGGAGUAGCCAAACGCCCUCUGUUAUAACACCCCAAAUACUGACGCUUCGUUGUCUCGAAUUAUCUGUCCGCAAACUCCGCGAGACGGGUAACUCUAUGGAAACCAUGCCUGUUUCGAUUUUGCGCCAAGUUAUCCAUAUUCUGAUACAGCAUGCGUUGAUAGAAGAUAUCCAGGGAGCAGGCCCAGAUGAACUUCUUAUUCUUGAACUUACACUUUCAAUCUUAGAGUCAUAUACCAUACACACCAUAUCCUUAAACGAGGAACAACAAGAGGCACUAAAACCCCUUUCAAAAUUGGGUCACUUGUUAUCGAUUUUAGGGCAUCAGCAAGACGUUCGAUGCAGGCAGAUACAAAUUCUUGAAAUCCGACUAAUCCUCAACGUUACCAACAACAAUCCCACCCUCUGUGAGGAAUUUUCUACCCCCAAGUUCAUCGAAGCGCUCGCUCACAUUGUCAUUUCCAAUUUUCAAUCCGUUGGAGACGAAACCACGGGGCCUCACAAAGAAUCAUUGCUGGAUACAGUGAUAUUGGCACUUGGGGCCCUGAUAAACCUUACUGAAUGGAGCAGCGCAGCUCGACAUGUUUUGUUUGAAUCACGUGUAGAUAAUACUACGUUGAUUGACAGACUUAUUCCACUAUUUACCAAUGGUUUAGAAGCCAUAGCAGAGGCUGAUUCUGUGGUCCAAACGCACUCCAACGUUGCAUUUGGUUAUUUAUCCGUCCUACUUUGUACUGCUUCUCUUGAUGACGAGGCACGUUCUUAUCUACGCUCGACCAUACAGUCCCGUACUUUUGAGCGUCUUCUAGGCACAGUGGAGGAAUUCCUUCAUUAUCACCGGAAAGUGGAGGACGAGCUUCAUGACGCUAGAGGGGAUGCGGAAGAUGCAAUGACAGGAUUCACCUCUAGACUUCAAGGGAUCGUUGAUCGCAUACGGAAUGCCGACAGAGCUUGA
This is a messenger RNA of Trichophyton benhamiae CBS 112371, 2484 nucleotides long. RefSeq lists its product as uncharacterized. Gene Ontology annotation, biological process: regulation of chromosome condensation. Bases 1 to 2484 code for a protein of 827 amino acids. The transcript has 2 exons. The record is from RefSeq and is a predicted model, not a curated record. Lineage: Eukaryota; Fungi; Ascomycota; Eurotiomycetes; Onygenales; Arthrodermataceae.